Messenger RNA from Acanthoscelides obtectus, 1538 nucleotides. The record is from the annotation of a GenBank genome assembly. Lineage: Eukaryota; Metazoa; Arthropoda; Insecta; Coleoptera; Chrysomelidae.
CGUGUCCCGUGGUACCAUUUUUUGACAUUUGUGCUUUGACAGUUAAAUGUCUUUCUUUUCCAUUGUUCCAGAUCGUUUCUUUUGGUCAUCUUUUUUAAAAAAUCUUCAUAAAUAAAUGUUAUUAAUACUCGAAAACUACAAUUGGUACAUCUUCAAGAAAUCCUGAGUGAUGGCAGACACUGCGUUUUCCAAAAAUGAAGUUAUAGGACUCGUAGUGAGGUUAACUUUAGUCUCUGCUGCAACAUUUUUAAGCAUAAAAUGGAUAAUGAAUCAGAUAGAUCCCACAAACAAGAGCAAGAAAAAGGCUAGAAAAAGGGCUAUGGAACAACUCAAAAGGUUAUCAGCCACUAGUAAUGCGCCUUUAGCCGUAGAGAAGCUAAGCGAUUAUGAAAUGAUGAUUGCUGCACACUUGGUGCACCCACAGGAUAUCAAAAUCUCAUGGCACGAUAUUGCAGGCCUUGAAAGUCUCAUCCAAGAGUUGCGGGAGACUGUCAUUUUACCCAUACAGCGUAAGGAGCUGUUUGCUGAUUCUCAACUUACGACAGCGCCCAAAGGGGUGUUGCUGCAUGGUCCACCAGGCUGUGGUAAAACCCUUAUAGCAAAGGCAACGGCAAAAGAAGCUGGAACUCGCUUUAUUAACCUGGAUGUAUCUAUCCUCACAGACAAAUGGUAUGGAGAGAGCCAGAAGUUAGCUGCAGCUGUAUUUACAUUGGCUGUAAAAAUUCAGCCUUGCAUUGUUUUCAUUGAUGAAAUUGACUCGUUUCUGAGGGCCAGAACAAGCUCAGAUCAUGAGGCAACUGCAAUGAUGAAAGCACAGUUUAUGUCCUUGUGGGAUGGAUUGAUCACAGAUAAUAGUUGUACUGUCAUCAUCAUGGGUGCAACAAACAGACCUCAAGAUCUGGAUAGGGCCAUCCUUAGGAGAAUGCCUGCAACAUUCCAUAUCCCUAUGCCAAAUACAGCUCAGCGCCGGCAGAUUAUUAGGUUAAUCUUAGAAAACGAGCCUAUUUCAGACGACGUUGAUAUUGAAGCUCUAGCCAGAUCAACAGAAGGCUUCUCAGGCUCAGAUCUGCGCGAACUAUGUCGAAACGCUUCUGUCUACAGAGUUCGUGACUACCUGCGCAAUCAUAUCGAGCAUCCACGUAGUAACGAAGAUGAGGACGAGUACCAUGACGCUUUGAGGCCGAUCACCAUGGAAGAUCUGAAGUUCUCCUUCAGCAAGAUGCGGGAGAAUAAGAUCCAAUGCGGGUCUCUCCCUAUGCAGACUCGUAUUGACCUAGACUAGUGGUACGAGUUUGAUCUGGGGGCAUUUAAAACAAACUAUGGACAGUUUAAGGAGCUUUUUGCAAAGUGUAGUUAUUGUGUGUAAAAGCUGGUUAAGUAUAAUGUAUGUCCAAAUUCGAGUACUAUAUGGUUAUAUCUUCGAGUGAUAUUUGAAUGAGUAAUAAUUGUAGUGCUUUGUGGUCAGGUCACUUUAUUGAUAAAUGAAGAAAAUAUCACUGUUGUGAAGUGUUUUAUUUUCCUUGGAAGGCCUGAUAUUC